Messenger RNA from Ananas comosus (pineapple), 1915 nucleotides. Its product is annotated as probable polyamine oxidase 2. Gene Ontology annotation, biological process: polyamine catabolic process. Lineage: Eukaryota; Viridiplantae; Streptophyta; Magnoliopsida; Poales; Bromeliaceae. Gene Ontology annotation, molecular function: polyamine oxidase activity. The transcript has 10 exons. Bases 355 to 1818 code for a protein of 487 amino acids. Gene Ontology annotation, cellular component: peroxisome. The record is from RefSeq and is a predicted model, not a curated record.
UCCCCUUUUCCCCUCGUCCGUAGAAAGAGAGGAACAACAACGCCCUCACGAAGAAGCGAAGAGUCGUGUGAGAUCCAUUUCUCUCUCUCUCUCUCUCUCUCUCUUGUUUCUCUCUCUUCCUCGUGGCGUCGUCCACCGCGGGUUUGGGGGUCUCCAUCUAGGGUUUCACGUAUGAGCUGGUUUGAUAAGCUUCGUCGCCUCUCCGAAGCAAGCCGCUUCAUGGACGGCCUGCUGAUCUUCGUCCUCUCGCAGUCGAUUCCUAUACGUAGUAAUCUCUCGUUAAAUCCCCUGCAAUCUUAGGCGGUGAGAGGGGGCGGGGGUAUUGGGGGACUCGGUUCUCUGGAUCCGGCGCCGAUGGAGCCCAAGGGCUUCGCGAUCGGAGGUCUUUUUUCGCAAAUUGAGAGGCAAAAGCUUUCUCCACCUUCAGUCAUUGUAAUUGGUGGAGGGAUUUCAGGAAUUGCUGCUGCGCGCGCAUUGUCUAAUGCUUCCUUUAGGGUCACUUUAUUAGAAUCACGGAAUCGUCUUGGUGGCCGUGUGCAUACGGAUUAUUCUUUUGGCUGCCCAAUUGACAUGGGAGCGUCAUGGUUACAUGGUGUAUGCAAUGAAAAUUCUUUGGCACCAUUGAUCCGUUGCCUGGGGCUAAAAUUAUACCGCACUAGUGGUGACAACUCUGUUUUGUAUGAUCAUGAUUUGGAGAGCUAUGCUUUGUUUGGUAGGGAUGGACAUCAAGUUUCACAACAGCUAGUCAUUGAAGUUGGGGAAACGUUUGAGAGAAUCCUUAAAGAGACAGUGAAAGUGCGUGAUGAACAUGCCAAUGAUAUGUCUCUUCAGCAAGCAAUCUCGAUUGUUCUUGAGAGGCAUCCACAUCUAAGGCAAGAGGGUUUGGCAUAUGAAGUGUUACAAUGGUACAUUUGCAGAAUGGAGGCAUGGUUUGCUGCAGAUGUCGAUACUAUAUCUUUGAAAAACUGGGAUCAGGAGCAUGUUCUUACUGGUGGUCAUGGACUAAUGGUGCAAGGUUACUAUCCUGUUAUAAAAGCACUUGCAGAAGGCCUUGAUAUCCGUUUGAACCACAGGGUUGCGAAAAUCAUUCAGAGGUAUAACAGAGUUAUAGUGACUGUGGAGAACGGAACAACCUUUGUCGCCGAUGCUGCUAUAAUUACCGUGCCUCUUGGGGUACUUAAGGCAAACACAAUCAAGUUUGAACCCGAAUUACCAGAAUGGAAAGUCUCAGCUAUCUCCGAUCUCGGCGUCGGCAAUGAAAACAAGAUAGCUCUUCGCUUUAGUACUGUUUUCUGGCCUAAUGUAGAGGUCUUAGGUACGGUGGCCCCGACAUCAUAUGCCUGUGGCUAUUUCCUCAAUCUUCACAAGGCGACAGGCCACCCUGUUCUUGUCUACAUGGCUGCGGGGAGGUUCGCAUACGAUAUAGAAAAGUUGUCAGAUGAAGAAGCGGUUAAGUUGGUGAUGGCGCAGCUUAGGAAGAUGCUCCCAGAUGCUGCAGAGCCUAUUCAAUACUUAUUCUCGCGCUGGGGGACGGACCCAGACUCGCUUGGGUCCUAUUCGUGCGACUUAGUAGGAAAGCCAGCCGACUUAUAUGAAAGGUUUUGCGCCCCUGUGGACAACUUGUACUUUGCCGGGGAGGCCGCCAGUGUCGAUCAUUCUGGGUCUGUUCACGGGGCCUACUCAUCGGGUAUCGCGGCUGCGGAGGACUGCCGAAGGCGGCUCUCGCUGCUCCACGGUAUCUCUGAUCUCUUCCAGAUUGUUCUGAGGGAGGAGAUGAGUACUGAAGUUAUGGUUCCCCUUCAGAUAUCCCGGAUGUAAUUUAAUUCGAGUGGUUGUUUUUUCUGUUGCAUUGAGGUUGAUAAUUCUCUCUGUGGCUUUAGCUUGGCACUCAAUAAAAGUUUCUCUUUGGGAUAUG